Messenger RNA from Protopterus annectens (West African lungfish), 1702 nucleotides. Its product is annotated as regulator of G-protein signaling 2-like. The record is from RefSeq and is a predicted model, not a curated record. The transcript is spliced from 5 exons. The coding region runs from base 71 to 718 and encodes 215 amino acids. Lineage: Eukaryota; Metazoa; Chordata; Ceratodontiformes; Protopteridae.
CAAACAGAUACAGACUCUCAGUGGAAAGCACUACCCUUUAGUGGAGACUUACGUUAGAGGAUUAAUAGUAAUGCAGAGCGCAGUAAUUCUUAGAGUGUCCCCUGGUCCAGCCCACACAGACAGAACUGGGCACAUCUGUCAAGAAACAGUGGAUAAACCAACGAGAAGGAGAAGAGCCUAUCUGAAAGAUCUGAAAAGCCGGUUGAAUUAUUUACUGCAGAAUUCCAACGCUCCAAGUGAUCCUGCAUCAAAACAGCACAAUAAGAAAAACAACACACCUCUUUCAAGGCCUUCCCCUUCUGAAGCAAGAUCAUGGUCAGAAUCAUUCGAUGCUCUUCUUACUAACAAAUAUGCUAGAACUGCUUUCAGAGCCUUCCUGAAGUCAGAGUUUUGUGAGGAGAACAUGGACUUCUGGCUAGCAUGUGAGGACUUCAAACAAACCAAGUCAUCAAGCAAGAUGCUAUCAAAAGCUAAGAAGAUUUACGAUGAAUUUGUAGGUCCAGAGGCACUUAGAGAGAUAAAUAUAGAUUCUAAUACAAGGGAAAUGAUCACAGACAGCCUGCAAGCACCCACCCCAUCUUGUUUUGAUGCAGCCCAGAAGCGAGUGUAUGGUCUGAUGAUGAAUAACACAUAUCCAAGAUUCAUCCAGUCUGAAUUCUACCAAAACCUUUGCAAGACAACUGAAGAAACCCAAGAGGAUGCUCAGUGGAACCGAUGACUUGUUACUAUCUCUGAAGGAGGUCACUUUGUGGAGAUAAUUUAUAUCUCCUGUACUGAGCUGUUGGCACUGCCUAUGAUGGUGCCCAGAAGGUUUGCCGAGGAUUCAGGUGACAUACUUUGCCACAAAUAAAGUGGUAUAUCUGUGCACCGUGUGCAGUAGCAGUGCAGUCAUAUCGCAGAGAGACUUUUGAGACUGUCAUCUUGAGGUGUAAAGUAGUACCGAAAUGGGUGAAGGGAAAUGCACAAGGCUACAUGCCAGUUUUGGGGUGAAGUAUAAAAGGUUUACUGUGAUAACAGUUGCAAGUGACAGGGUAUUUAAAGUACAUGAGAAGAAUGCAAAGCUGUAGCAAGCUUUUUUCAGCCAUAUUUUUUGUACUGUAAGCAGGAGUACAUUCCGCAGAAACAUCCUUAUUGUUAACCAAGUACAUAGCGUAGAUAAAACUAUGUUAAAGUACAAAGAACAUUCACAUAUCUUGUUAAAAGUUGUGGGUGAAUGGAUUAUUCUUUUAACAUAUAUAUUUUUUUAAAGUAAAAGGAUGCUACUUCUUAUGUCUUUAAGCCAUACAUUGUCUUUGUAACUAUGGGUUAAAUGCUAAGUGUCAACAUGUAAAUAAUCUGGACUAAUGAAAGAUCAUGACUGAGUCAGUUUUUUUCAAAUUAGUUCUGUGACAUUCUGCUUCAGAGCCCCCCAAUGUACUGAUGCUGUUAUAGUGAACAAAAGUUGAAAAGGUGUGGCACAGUUGUGGGUUGCAGAAUGCACACCAUACGGACAGCUGUACAAGGUACUGGUUGACAAACAGUGCUCAAAUGAUUUUUGUUUUAUUCCUGUUUAAUGUUACAAUUGCUGUGUAAUUGUUGUCAAGAGUUUAUUUUGGCAGCUAUAUUUUAAUGAAGGCAUUAUGGAAUUCCUAAAUAUUGUUUUAUAAAUUAAAUAAGUUAUUUUAAUACUAAAUAUUUUUAUAAUAAAACUUCUACCAAAUUA